AUGCCGGUGCAGCAGAAGCGGCAGUUUCGGAAGCGGAAAGCGCUCGAGGAGGACGGGGAUGGCGGAGGGGAGCCCGAGGAGCAGAAGGACGUCCGGUCUGCGCUAGAGGAAGUGCGCCUGCUGCAGCAGCAGCGCGUGCGCCUCAAGGGGAUAGCAGCGGACGGGGCGCUCACAGGCGCGGAAGGGGCGGAGGGGAAGGGGGGAGGCGCGGGGGCGCAGGGGGAGACGGGGGAGGAAGGAGAAGGGGGGGAGGAGCUGGUUCUACAGGACACGUUUGCGCAGGAAACGGCGAUUACUGUAGAAGACCCGAACAUGCUCGCGUACAUUGAGGAGGAGCUGGCGAAGCGGCGAGGGGGUGUUGCGCUCAAGUACAUUGAGGAGGAGCUGGCGAAGCGGCGAGGGGGAGGGGCGGGGGCAGCUGGGGGCGGCAGGGGGGAGGGGGAGGGGGAGGAUGAAGUGUUGCGGGCUGAAGACAAGCUGUAUGAGAUUCCUCAGCACUUGCAGGUGGGGAAGCUGGAGGGGGAGGAGGGCGGAACAGCAUGGACGACGGGCAUUGCGGAGGUGCAGCUGCCCAUUGACUACAAGCUGGGCAACAUCGAGGCCACAGAGGAGGCCAAGCGCAUGAUGCAGGAGAGACGGCCGUGGAUGAACCGCCCCCGCCCUCCGUCCACCACGCUGCCUGCCAGCUACAGUGCAGACUUCUUUCAGCGCGGCCGUGAAUACGCGGAGAAGCUUAAAAGGGACAACCCCGAUAUUGAUACCAGUCCUGCUGGUGCUGCUGGUGCUGCCGUUGCUGCUGCUGCUGCUGCUGUUGCUGGUGCUUCGACUGCUGCUGCUGCUGCUGCUGCUGGUGCUGGUGCUGCCAGUGAAAAGGAGCUGAUUUAUGCCUCUAUCGCAAAACACCUUUUCUUUCCAUCCGUGAUGCCUUUGUCCGUCCCGUCGCCUUUCCGUCGCCCUCGCAAACACACGCGUGACGGCCCUCCCGUCGUCGUCACGGUCUCCCCUCUCGGUCCAUUAUUUUCCCGUUUACCCCUCUUGUCCCCUCGACCUCGCGAUUUCCCUCCGAUCCCGUCGCCUUCCCGUUCUCCCGCCCCUCGCCUUCGAUGUCCCCUCUUCCUUCCCGUCGCCCUCACGAUCUCCCUUCCCUCACGUUGCCUUCGAUGUCCCCCUUUUCCUUCCGUCGCCCUCGCGAUAUCCCUUCCCCCUCCCGUCGCCUGUCCGCUCUCUCUCCCGUCGCCUGUCCGCUCCCCCCGCCCUCGCCUUCGUGCUCCCUCUCCCGUCGCCUUCGUGCUCUCCCUCCCGUCGGCUUCGCGCCCUCCCUCCCGUCUCCUUCGCGCCCUCCCUCCCGUCUCCUUCGCGCUCUCCCUCCCGUUGCAUGUCCGCCCUCCCUCCCUUCGCCUUCACGCUCUCUCUCCCGUCGCCUGUCCGCUCCCCCUCCCCUCGCCUUCGUGCUCUCCCUCCCGUUGCCUGAACCCCCGUCCCUCCCUUCGCCUUCGCGCUCUCUCUCCCGUCGCAUGUCCGCUCCUCCUCCCCUCGCCUUCGUGCUCUCUCUCCCGUCGCCUUCGUGCUCUCCCUCCCGUCGGCUUCGCGUCCUCCCUCCCGUCUCCUUCGCGCCCUCCCUCCCGUCUCCUUCGCGCUCUCCCUCCCGUUGCAUGUCCGCCCUCCCUCCCUUCGCCUUCGCGCUCUCUCUCUCGUCGCCUGUCCGCUCCCCCUCCCCUCGCCUUCGUGCUCUCCCUCCCGUUGCCUGAACCCCCGUCCCUCCCUUCGCCUUCGCGCUCUCUCUCCCGUCGCCUGUCCGCUCCUCCUCCCCUCGCCUUCGUGCUCUCUCUCCCGUCGCCUUCGUGCUCUCCCUCCCGUCGGCUUCGUGCCCUCUCUCCCGUCUCCUUCCCGCCCUCCCUCCCGUCUCCUUCGCGCUCUCCCUCCCGUUGCAUGUCCGCCCUCCCUCCCUUCGCCUUCGCGCUCUCUCUCCCGUCGCCUGUCCGCUCCCCCUCCCCUCGCCUUCGUGCUCUCCCUCCCGUUGCCUGA
Messenger RNA from Closterium sp. Naga37s-1, 2025 nucleotides. The record is from the annotation of a GenBank genome assembly. NCBI's taxonomy places the organism in Eukaryota, Viridiplantae, Streptophyta, Zygnematophyceae, Desmidiales, Closteriaceae.